Haliotis rubra (blacklip abalone) is the source of this 2913-nucleotide messenger RNA. Its product is annotated as DNA polymerase alpha subunit B-like. NCBI's taxonomy places the organism in Eukaryota, Metazoa, Mollusca, Gastropoda, Lepetellida, Haliotidae. The coding region runs from base 95 to 1900 and encodes 601 amino acids. The transcript is spliced from 16 exons. Gene Ontology annotation, cellular component: alpha DNA polymerase:primase complex. Gene Ontology annotation, biological process: DNA replication initiation; DNA replication. Gene Ontology annotation, molecular function: DNA binding. The record is from RefSeq and is a predicted model, not a curated record.
GUGAAAAUAUCGCGGGAAAAGCAAAUAUCAAACUGAAAAAGAAGAUAGAGUCAUUUUCGAGCUUCGUGUAGUUACCAGCCCGAUCAUAAUAGAUAUGACUUCAGUUUCAGAAGAGGAUCUCGUUGAAGAGUUUGAUACGUUUGACAUAGAUCUGACACAGCCAGAAGUCAUCGAUAAAUUGAAGGAACUAUGCAUUGUACAUCGCUUGGAAGCUGCCAAAAUGGCUGCAGAGUGGAUGGCAUUCUCGUGCUCAGCAAAGAGAAACUUAAAUCUUGACCUAGGAUCUUUGGACUUAUUUGAAAGAGAGCGUCUCUCAAAGAAGGCCAAGGCACCUAAAGCUGUUCCCUCCAAGAAAGGUCCAGUGCUUUAUGACAUCAAUACCAUAGAGGAUGGUGGUGAGGUAACACUGCUGUACGAUACCUCAUUCAUCUAUUCAAAUGACACACUACUUUACUUUGUUCAGGGGAACCUGCCACAGAAACGCCAACACACACCUGAGAAUCUCCCAGUGAAAAGGUUCAGCAAUGCCAUGCGAAGUCCUGUGCCAUUUUCCCCCCGAAGUUUCUCCCCUGCAACUGUUACCCCCUCACGGAAGUACUCAACUCGGACAAAUGCUGGUGAUGUUGUGUGUAGUUUUGGACCCACAGAUAAUGUCAGUUGGCAAGGUCAAGGCCAAGGAUGUUCGGUGGGACCUUUUGACACGACAUGUCAUCUCACCUCACAGUUCAAACACAUGUUCCAGAAACUCACAGACAAGGCUCACAUUCUGAAUGACAUGAUAGAAGACAUGUCUGCUGAGCUCCAGAACAAACAUGGCAUUGAGGAAUACUCUCACGUGGCACUCCCUAACCAGGACCAAGUUACGGUGUCUGGUAGAAUCGGCUGUGACAGUAAUGGUAAACUAAACGCCAAGUCUGUAAUCCUGGAGGGAUCGCGGGAGUCUUCAGCAGGGAAGUGUAUCCCACUUGACCUGUCCAGUCUCAAGGAAUACUCCCUCUUCCCUGGUCAGCUUGUUGCCCUUGACGGCAGCAACACCACCGGCCAGAAGUUUGUUGUCAGCAAACUGUAUGAGAAUUCCCCUCUGCCCCCAGCUGACAUCAAAGUAAAGCAAGAAAUCGAUGCACCUCUGAGUGUUAUGAUCGCAUCCGGCCCAUUUACGACCUCCGACACGCUGACCUAUGAACCCCUGGAUGACCUCAUGAAGUACCUGCAGAGGGACAGACCAGACGUUUGCAUUCUGCUUGGACCCUUUGUAGACGUCAAGAAUGAAGAAAUAGAGAAGGGUUCUGUUACCUGUACAUUUGAGGACAUCUUCCAGAGAAAUAUUGGCCAGGUGGCUGCCGUCACAGAAAGAAUGAAGUGUAAGCUCAUCGUGGUGCCGUCAGGGAGAGACGUUCAUCAUUCUGCUGUCUACCCUCAGCCCCCGUUACAGAUGAAUGUUAAAAACUUUGAGCCAAAGAAUGUGACGUUUGUCUCUGACCCCUGCACGCUACAAAUCAACAACACCGUGUUUGGGAUUACAUCUACAGAUAGUCUGUUCCACCUGGGUCAGGAGGAGAUAUCUUUCCCCCCGGGUUCUGCUGACAGACUGGGGCGUUUGGCCCAACACAUGCUCUGCCAACACAGCUACUACCCACUGUAUCCACCGCACGAAGACGUCAACGUUGACUACGACCACUUUGAAGUGUACGGACGUAUGCCAGUGACACCACAUGUUCUUGUCGUACCCUCAGAUCUGAGAUACUUUGUCAAGGACAUCAAGGGGUGUUGCGUGGUCAACCCUGGACGUGUAGCCAAGGGUCAAGUUGGGGGCACAUACUGCAGACUUGUGAUCCCCUCGACUGCCACAGACAACAAACAGCCCGUGUCUACCAUUGCUGCUCAAGUCCUCCGAGUGUAACUCACCUGAGCUGAACUGUUCUCUCAGUGAUGACAUUGUGGAUAUAAUCAACCAUUGCUGCACAUCUUCAAGUGGAACCACCUCAGACCUUAUCUGUUCAUACUCAGUGGGACAUGGUUCGAAGAAUAGACAGGAGAUACCAUUAAAACAGACCUCAUUUUAGAAUUCGAAAUGAUAAUGGCUCCAGGCUCCUGGCUGUGUGGUUCCUUUUUUCAGUAUCAGACACAUGUCGAUUUAAAAGUAAAUGGUGUGAUAUAUUUAACCCAUUGUCAGAUUUAUCUUUCUUACCAUAAUUUUUCAAACAACAAAUGGCUUCAUUAUCAUCAUAAUUUAUUCACAAAGCUCACCACACAUGUUAUAUGUAAAUUGGCACGCUCUUGUGGCUGAAAACUAUAUAUACACAAUGCCCUUUAGAAAGUGAGAAAGUGUAGUCCUAAAUAUGACGUGUUACAUUUGACCACUUUCUAAAUGGCAUUGUGUAUUCAAGCUUUCGGUUGCUGGAGAAGUACACAGAGCCUGUGGUCUAGACUACCAGUUGUCCGACUUCCAUUUUUGGGGCGGUGGCUCAGUGGGUUGGAUGUUGACUUUGUUUGCUUUGUGUGCGAUUAGGUGCCUGACUCUGAGGGUGUGGUUUCAAAUCUCUGAUGGGACUCAACCCAACAAAUGUACUAGAGUACUGAGAAAGUGUAAUCCCAAAUAUAACAUUUGUUUCUGGUUGUCGUUUUUGAUGCAGAUAUCAAUGCCCAGGAUAUUGUUAAAUGGAUUUUACAAGAUGCAUACUGUUGCAUGUAUAUUAACAUAGAUCUAUGUUUUCUAUUGGUUUUAGAAUACAGUGAUUGUUUUGCCAUGUGGAACUUGGAAUUGUAGUGUAGUUGAGCACAUUUUGUUGUACUAGUGCUAUGUAAUAUUUGUAUAUACAUCGUACAGUAAUCUGAUCUUUCAAGGUUAGAGCUACAAAUACAUUUUUUCUACUGAGAUGUAAGAAAAAAGUACCAAAUAAAUAUUUAUAUGUA